Podospora pseudopauciseta is the source of this 1101-nucleotide messenger RNA. RefSeq lists its product as uncharacterized. Lineage: Eukaryota; Fungi; Ascomycota; Sordariomycetes; Sordariales; Podosporaceae. Bases 1 to 1101 code for a protein of 366 amino acids. The transcript has 2 exons. The record is from RefSeq and is a predicted model, not a curated record.
AUGGGGGAUGAAGCAUCGUUGAAGACAGUCGAACGCCCUACUUGCGCUGCUAUUGCCCACGAAACUCGGUUACCGGAGUGCUACGACGACUGGAUCUUGCCAGAGUGUUACGACCAUUGGGAUCUACCAGAGGUCUACAUUCCAGUUGCCAAUCCCAUCGAACCCGGCCAGCGACCGUCUAGGCAAGAAAGGGCGAACAGAGUACAGGCACCCGCAGCUUUGGGCGAAAAGCAGUUCCCUCCUCCAAGAUCCUGUUGGCGACGACACUGGGCUUGGUGGAUACUUGCUGUUGUACUCGUUGUAGGAGGGGCAGCUGGCGGUGCCAUAGCCGGUGCUCUCACUCUAACGCGUCGCCAAGGUUUGGACGGCUCAGUCGUAUCAGCGUCACCAACACCCAUCGAAACGUUAUCUGGGACCACAUCCCUAUUUGGAUUGACCCAGCCCCACGGCGCCACGUCGGGCGCGGCAUCACAAAACACACAAGGAACAACAACAACAGCAACAGCAGCCGGAAUCCAAGCUCCUACCGUGCCGACUGACUCGCGCUCAACGUCUACAUCCACAGGCUCAGGCCUCUUAUCUUCAAAGCCACAGAUACAAGAGACCACCACUUCAGCAACAGCCCCUCAGAAAGACAGCGAGACCGGUACGUUGGGGGCAACCCAGACUCAACGGUCAAUCUCCUUGCCAGCGCCAGGCACAACAAUCGAGGGAUCCCCAGCAACGCCAAUCAAAAGUCCUUCACCGUCCUCCAACAGUCCUGAGCCCGCCCCUCUGAUGGGUCAGCCAUCGAAGCCAACACGCGCUGUCCAGAUCGGAAGGGCAUCUCGGCCCGGAGAGGCCCGUGACUUGCUAGAGAUCGCUUUCUAUCCCGAGAGUCCAUGUGACUACGAAGUAAUAGGGAACUAUGGCACCUGGGUCUGCGACACGCCGUUCGCGCUGGGUGGAACAGAAUACCAGUGGAAAGGCUGUGGUAGCUAUACCUGGUUGGUUUGGGGACCAACUCAGGAGAGAUUUGGAGCGUGUGCGGAUAAGGUGACUGCUAAGACGCUUUGUGGCGGUUUGUUGGUGAUAGGGGUUUGGUUGUGUAGUCCGGAAUAG